Messenger RNA from Suillus plorans, 1571 nucleotides. Its product is annotated as surface antigen-domain-containing protein. Lineage: Eukaryota; Fungi; Basidiomycota; Agaricomycetes; Boletales; Suillaceae. Gene Ontology annotation, biological process: protein insertion into mitochondrial outer membrane. The record is from RefSeq and is a predicted model, not a curated record. The transcript has 8 exons. Gene Ontology annotation, cellular component: SAM complex; outer membrane. The coding region runs from base 48 to 1517 and encodes 489 amino acids.
UGAUCUAAACUACCUAUUUUAGAAGUGGUGUGUUGUGUCUUUCUCGAAUGGCGGAAGGAUUGCAUCCUCCGUUGCAGCACACUGCGCAUCCUCAUGAGCCCAAGGAAGACGAUCUUGAAAAAUUCAAGAAAUGGCAGGAAGCUCGCCUCGAACGAAAACUCCGAGGAGAGUAUGAAUCUGCCGUUUUUCACCUUGCAGAGCUUGUCAACCAAAAUCUGGAGACAUCACUAUCAGUCGCUUCAGUCCGUGUAGAUGGUGCUACAAAUACCAGGAAAUCUUUUCUAGGCUGGCUAAUUCAGCCAUGGCUUGCGCGGCAUACAGACGACCGGGCAAGCAAGACGAACAAUCUGCAGGGAGCGCUAUAUACUGCAAGGGGCAUAAGCCACAUUUUGCAAGAGACGGACCUGUUUCACUCUGUCGACGCAAAAAUACAGAGGAGUCGGGAUUACCUUGCCGGGGAAGGGGACGUUGAUAUUGUUGUCACUACACGUGAAAAGGGCCGGUUCUACUUGAAAACUGCCACUGAAUUCGGUAAUAAUGAGGGCAGCGUUAGUGUCACGGGCAGAGUGCGCAACAUAUUUGGCGGAGCUGAGUUCCUGGAAGGACACUACUCAGCAGGCACGAAAACGCGUCGUUCUUUCCAGGGGCUUCUCUCCCUUCCUCUUUCACCGUCAUUGCGCACAACGGGCCAACUUUCGUUGUUCAGUCAGGAGCGAGAUCUCUCGUCUUUUGCAAGUUGUUCGGAGAUUUUACACGGCUUAAAGGUUGCAAUAAAUAGCAACUGGGGAGUACACGGUGUUCACGAAGUUGCAUAUCAGGCCAUUUUGAGGCACAUCAACAACUUAGCACCAAGUGCAUCAGUCAGCAUUCGCGAACAUGCCGGUCAAACCAUCAAGUCAUCGAUCUCUCAUUCAUGGACAAAAGAUACCAGAGACGACAAGCUCGCAGCGUCACGUGGCUAUUAUUGCAAACUUUUUCAAGAGCUAGCUGGACUGUCAGGGGACGUGUCAUUUUACAAGGCCGAGGUUGAAAGUCAAAUUUCCCGGCGCCCCGUUCCAGGAAUGAGCCUCUCGUUGGCUGCACGGUGUGGCCUCUUAAAGGCUCUUACCGGCCCCAGCCAUUUUUCCGAUAGGUUCCAGCUCGGCGGACCUCUCAGCUUAAGGUCGUUUAAGGCGAACAGCAUGGGCCCUCGAGAUCGAGUCGAUUCACUUGGUGGUGACAUUUACUGGUCGACAGGUGCUUCUUUGGUGUCCGAUAUCCCACGGAAACCGCAUUGGCCCAUUAAGUCACACAUAUUUGUGAACGCUGGGAGGUUGGAUCCAAUGGACGGAACGAAAGGACUGAGCGAGAAUUUAAUAGGGUGCCUAAGAAAACCCUCAAUAUCCGCGGGAGUUGGCCUUAUAUACCGCUUCGAUCCUGUGAGAGUAGAGGUGAACUUUGGGGUACCGCUUGUUGCAAGUAAGAGCGAUGGUGUGCGAAGGGGCUUGCAAGUUGGUAUUGGCAUGGAGUUCCUAUAGCAUAAUACUCCCAACUAGACUUACAACAUGGAUCGUGCUAAUUCACAUCAACAU